This is a messenger RNA of Thelazia callipaeda (thelaziosis nematode), 1596 nucleotides long. Lineage: Eukaryota; Metazoa; Nematoda; Chromadorea; Rhabditida; Thelaziidae. The record is from the annotation of a GenBank genome assembly.
UUCAUACGUCAGCUUAUAAUGCAUUCCAUAUUUAAUGCUGCUGCAAAUGAUAAAUGCAUUCCAAUUACAAUGCAAAUGUGUCGGGAUAUUCCAUACAAUAUGACGCUAUUCCCAAACAUUUUAGGGCACACUAAAGAGGAAGACGCAUCGCUCGAAAUCCAUCAAUUCUUGCCACUUGUUAAGGUAAAAUGUAGCGAAGAUUUGAAAUUUUUCUUAUGUACAAUAUAUGCACCAGUUUGCACAGUGCUUGGACGACCAAUUCCACCAUGUCGUCAUUUAUGCUUAUCUGCCAAAAAUGGUUGUGAAAAUUUGAUGAAUAAAUUUGGCUUCAAAUGGCCAUCUUUAUUAGCCUGUGAACGUUUUCCGGUUGAUGGUAUGUGUGUAGGAGAAAAUAAAUCAGACGCAAGUACUGAAGCACCACAUUCAAGAUUCCGAAAUCCAGUAAUGCAGAUAGAAUGUCCACAUACUAUGCAGGUCAUAAGCAAAUCUAAGUACUCUUUGAAGAUUUUGAACACUACAUUAGAGCAGUGUUCACUACCAUGUUCAGCUGAUAAUUUAGUGCCAAUGUUUUUUGAUACCCGAAUUCGACGUUAUUUAAGAUUUUGGACUGGUGCUUGGGCGGUAGCUUGUUGUGCAAGUUCACUAUUCACAGUGCUAACAUUUUCAAUUGAUAUGGCUCGUUUUUCUUAUCCAGUGAGACCUAUUCAUUAUUUAGCAGUUUGUUAUCUAUUUAUAUCACUCGUCUAUAUGGUCGGCCUGGUUGCUGAGGAUAAGAUAUCUUGUUCUGCUGUUUCUGCAACCAAUAGUCCACUUGUUUCUCAGGGUAUUGACAACUUCCCUUGUACUGUUAUUGCUAUUGUGCAUUAUUACUUUAGUAGUUUAUGGUGGGUGAUAUUAUGCCUAGCUUGGUUUCUAGCAGCUAAUCUGAAAUGGGCUCAAGAAUCAAUCGAAAGCUUAGCUUCAUAUUUCCAUGUACUUGCUUGGGGUAUUCCAGCAUUUCUCUCGAUUGUUAUUCUAGUCACCAAUACUAUUGAUGGUGAUUUAUUCACUGGAAUUUGUUCUAUUGGCAAUUUAAAACCAUCAGCACUAUUUAAUUUUGUAUUUGUACCAAUAUUUACUUGCAUCGCACUCGGCUUAUUACUGCUUGGAUGUGGUAUUGUUUCAAUGCUUCGAAUUCGUCGUUAUAUCAAAUUCAAGCAUAGUGAUAUUGAUCAAAAUAUUCGAAAAUUAGAAAAACUAAUGCUUCGAAUAUCAGCAUUUGCAUUUAUGUAUACGCUACCAACAAUGGUUAGUGCUGCAUGCAUAGCCUAUGAAGCAUUUAUGAUGGAAAGUUGGCUAGCCAAUUGGUUAGCAAUUCGAUGUUCUCGUCCUGAUCGAGCUGCUUUUGGUUUUGCGCAACCACGUCAGACGUGUAUUCCACAAACAAAUAUAAGACCGCCAGACUUGUUGAUUUAUUUUUUCAAAUAUUUAAUGCAACUAGUAGUGGGUAUAACAUGUGCAGUUUGGGUUUGUAGCAGUAAAACAUUAAAUAGCUAUUCUCAAGCGUAUGCCAGGUUUGUGCAUGGCCGAUCUCAGGUACCAACUACUGUUCAUUAA